CAACAUUUGAGAAAAUUCGCAAUCUUCUCAAUUUAAAAUGUCGAAUUCGAAGGUGUUUGAGUGUAAGAUUUGUGGAAACAAUCUUUCAAACCUCGCCCGAAUGUUCAUUUCUACCGGUAUUUCCUACAGAUUUCUGAGUGAAAUUACUGCUGAGGAUUCAGAUAUCUAUCUUACAUUGGUUUCAAGAAAGUUACAAGAAUUAUCCAUUGCAUUGGAGAGUUCUGCUAGCAAGCUGACCCAGUUUAUAAUAGAUAUUGGCGGCUCUUUUGUGUACAGGGAUUGUAAGAAACCUGACUGGACACAGUUAGGUGUAGACCUUAACAACAUUAUAAAAGUUCAGAGGGAAACUAGAUUACAGGUUCUAAACUGUUUAGAGACCAUGGAGGCACAUGGACAUAUUGGUCCUCGUAGAGUACUCAAACAUAUUAUCAAAAGUACUGGACAGGAUGAUACUUGGAAAGAGUUGAUGUAUUUGAUAAACCAGAAACCACAGCUUAAUAAUACAUCACUACCAGAUCAGACUGAAUAUAUGGUUUCUCUUCCUAAUAAAUCUACAACUAAACAUCAAUCUAAGAAAGAAGAAGACCAAGAAGAGUAUAACGAAGAGUUUAUAGCAGAAGAAGGUUUAUUUACUCCAGGGUUUACAUCAAGCAUUAGAGUUGACAAUACUCAUCACAGGGAGAAACUGGAGGAACUAUCUUCUCCAGGACAACAGAAAAUAAAUACUUCUAGAUCUUUGUCAGGAUAUGAAGCUGAUAUUGAGACAGAGAACAAUAUUUCACUUCUAGAUACAACAACAGAGAGCAUACAUCAGAACACAAGCAGUAGCAUCAACCUGAAUAGAUCACCAGAAAAAUUAAGGGAGGAGUUGAACCUUGAGAAUACUGAUACUAGUAAAUAUACAGAAAAUACAGAGAAUACAAUGAGUACAAAGAUUACAGCGAAUACAGAGAAUACAGAGAAUACCAGAAUACAUGAUGCUCUGCCCAACCUUUAUACUGACACCCUGAAUCCUCUUUCCAACCUUGAUAAAAACAUUCUGGAUUCUUCUGUUGAUUAUAGCUUCAUAGACACGGAUACAGAAAAAGAAACAAGAACAAUCAAUAGAUAUUGUAUAUCUGGGCGGGUUGUCUGUAUUGUGUGUAAUGAGUAUAGUCCUGCUGCUGUAACUGCUAGAGAUGAACUCAAGAGUUUCCUUAAAGCUGAAGGAGUUUAUAUUGUUGACGAGGAAGCUAAACACAACUCAGCUGAUAAUAUUAACAAUGCUAAUAAAUCCGCUGUUGAAGCAAGCAGAGCACCAGGUGAUGAUGAGGAUGUUUGUAAGUUAAAGGAUGUUGAUCUCCUAAUAUGUCUGGGGGGAGAUGGAACUUUGCUCAAGUGUAGUUGUAUGUAUAAGAAGAUGGUUCCUCUAGUUAUUGGAUUUGCUCUAGGACAUGAAAACUUCCUUUCAUCACUAGUCUGGGAUCAGGAAUAUGGAAAGCAGGCCGUUGGAAGACUGCUAGCAGGGAGCUUGCAGUAUAAUAGUAUCAAGAGACAGAGACUAGCAGUUUAUAUCUUUAAUCCAGGUGAAGAUGUGUUGAAGCUAACAGCUCUAAAUGAAGUUACUGUAAGAAGAGAAGAAGCAAGAGAUCUCGCAGAACUUAAUAUAUAUCUAGAUAAUAUACUUCUUUAUACAACAAAGGGUGAUGGAAUGAUCAUCAGUACAGCUACAGGGAGUACUGGAUAUAAUUUCUCAGCUGGAGGACCCAUACUCUUCCCUAGUAUGGAUUGUAUUCUUAUAACAGCACUCUGUAGCUGGCCACCCUCACUCCGUCCCAUCCUUGUACCUAGAGGUUCAGUAAUAUCUGUAUCCUUAGCAGCUAAUUCAAGGAGGAAUAACGUGAGCGUAACCCUGGAUUAUAGAACAGAGUUUCAUCUUGAUAAAGGAGGACGAGUAGAUAUCAGGAUUAGUGACUUCUUUCUGGAACAAGUUAUUUCUGUGUCCGAAUGUAAACGCGAUGAACAUGAAGAACAUGUUAAACGUGAUGAAAUUGAUAAACAUGAUGAAGAUGAUGAACACGAUGAAUCUGAGGUUGGACCUAGUUUAAAAAGUAUUCAGCAGAUCUGGAUCAGUAAACUUGAGAAGAUAAAACAGUAAUUAUUAUAUGUUGAAUAUUAAUAUUUUAUUUGUUGAAAAUAGUAUUAUCAUGAUUUUUCAACAUUUUUCUGUUUUAUGUUUAUAAAGAUGUACCAAUAAAUCCUCUUUUGAUAAACUUA
Messenger RNA from Eurytemora carolleeae, 2256 nucleotides. RefSeq names its product ATP-NADH kinase YEF1. The record is from RefSeq and is a predicted model, not a curated record. Gene Ontology annotation, biological process: NAD+ metabolic process; NADP+ biosynthetic process. The coding region runs from base 38 to 2137 and encodes 699 amino acids. The transcript has 20 exons. Lineage: Eukaryota; Metazoa; Arthropoda; Copepoda; Calanoida; Temoridae. Gene Ontology annotation, molecular function: NAD+ kinase activity.